Messenger RNA from Temnothorax curvispinosus, 938 nucleotides. RefSeq lists its product as uncharacterized. The record is from RefSeq and is a predicted model, not a curated record. The transcript has 5 exons. Bases 118 to 693 code for a protein of 191 amino acids. Lineage: Eukaryota; Metazoa; Arthropoda; Insecta; Hymenoptera; Formicidae.
GUCUUCAUCUGGUUGUGCCUCGUUCGCGAAAUUAUCCUUGUUAAAAGCACAAGGGUAUCGAGAGGAUUCCUGAUUUACAGAACGGUUUCGGCUACUCGACAAUCAUGCAACUGCUCGAUGUCUUUCUCCUGUUCUUGCUGCCAAAGCGUGAUGAUCCUUUAUACUAGAAGAGAGAAGGAUCUGUGCGUCAAUUUCACAUAUCAGAGAAACGGACUAAAUGUGGAUGUCACGUUGAGUUCGGAUACAAUCAGCACUAGAACAGUCACGAAUUUCAAGGCGUUCCAGUUUUGCGUGUACGUUCCUGGUUGUCUUUUCUCGACCGCGUGUGUCAAAAUCUUGGAGCUCAAUCAAUUUCCUAGCUCGAUUACGGCUUGCCUUCGCCUCGACAUUUACGCCAAGAAACAACUUUGGCAGAUCAAUUACGAUUGCAUAAGCAUAUCAAUGAUGUUGCCGAUUAUGUCAACUAACAACACCGUGAGAAUGACGGAUACGGACGUGAUCGCGGAAACAUCCACGGCAGAAAGCAGCCAGUCAUCGAUGACAGAGCCGAUGACAGCAAUGCCAUCGAGCGAGAUGGCGAUCGUGCAAACGUCGGAAAUGAAUGGCGUGGAAACAAGCGGAGGAUCAGAAGAAGCGGAGGAUAUUACCGAAAUGUUUGAAAUAAUUUCCAACAUUUCAACGCCGAUCAAGUGACAAUCUUUUAAUUGAUUAUAUUGAUGUCCGCAGACGGCGGAAUAUUGAAGAAAAUAAUUAGCGAUAUAAUAAUGGAACUAAAAAUAUCAAAAAAGAAGAAUGUGAGUGUUACGAAACUAUAAAUAUAGCGAGAUGAGCAAAGAUGGUAAAUUAAUACACAGAAAAAAAAGAAGUGUCAAAUCAAGACUUUAUACUCUUAUAUAUACAGCAAUCUAUAAUUUUGAAAUGAGAUUAUAUUGCGUUAA